Molecule: messenger RNA, 1560 nt
Organism: Moneuplotes crassus
Lineage: Eukaryota; Ciliophora; Spirotrichea; Euplotida; Euplotidae
Source: the annotation of a GenBank genome assembly
AUGUUACAUACAGUUGAAUAUACCUUUGAACAGACCCAAAGUGGGGAAAACUUGAUUGUCAGUGGAGGUCCUCAGUUCCCUGAUAAACUAGAGACCAAUAAAAACAAGCUAAGGCUGUAUGUCCAUCCAAUCUGCCCUUUUGCAGAAAGAGCUAGGCUUGCAUUUGCAGCCAAGGAAAUCGAUUUCCAGACUGUAUUCGUCGAUAUGAGUCCAAAGCCUGAGUGGUUUAUCAAAGAAGGAGGACUUGUACCUCUGCUAGAAUCAACAGACGGAGAAUUUAUCCAAGAAAGUGACGUCCUAGUCCAAUUUGCUAUGGAUUAUUCUGAUAGAGGCAUUCAGUUACUUCCAAAAGAUGCUUUCGAAAGUGCUAAAGUUAGGAGAUACAUCAAAAAGAGAGAUGAAGGAUUUCUCUUUGCUUCUUUUAAGGCUUCUAUUUGGGGUAAGCAAGAAGACAUCGAAGUUCUUACAAAAAGACUUCAAGAACUCGAAGAAGACCUAUCCCUAAAUACUGAUGAUAGCUCAUUUUUCCUAAACCAGAAGGAACCAGGAAUGGCUGACAUUGUUUUAUCUCCAAUUUUAGUCAGAUUUUAUUUUACCCUUCAAGGAAGCUUUGAAACUUUAAAAGUUUUUAGCCUUGAGACAUAUCCAAAUAUUGUCAAGUAUGUUGAGAACAUUCUUCAACAUCCAGUUUUUAAAGAUUCAUAUGUGACAAAGUGGGAAUAUAUUAAUUAUCUCAUAAAGAAACAGUCUGAUAAUUCAAUAAAGCUCCCAUAUCCUCUUGAUGUGACUCCACUUGAAAUAUCUCAAUCGAAGCAAGAGAUGAUUAUUCCGAAUGGAAUAACUGCUAAGCCUGUGCACAACUCAAACUAUGUCAGGCUAUAUGGGCACCAUCUAUGUCCUUUCGUUCAGAGAGUUCUUCUUGUACUUACAGCCAAACAAGUUGAAUUCCAAUUUGUUUCAGUGGAUCUUACUACCAGAAAUAGUUGGCAUUAUGAUAUCAACAAGGGUCUAGUCCCAGUGCUGGAGCAUCCUGACGGGACCCUGGUCCACGAUUCGUUGGAUGUCUGCGACUGGAUUGAACAGAAAUAUUCUGACAAAGGCAUCCAGCUUUAUCUUGAUGGAGAAGAUUCAAAGCCUCAUGCCAAAGAAAUCAUAGAUAAAUGGUUCAAAAAUGUUGCUCUUUUCAUAUUAGUAUAUGUCAGCCAUGAAAUAAGAAAUAAAGGACCAAAAGAAAUCUUAGAAGCUCUUGAUUGGGCCGAGCAAAAUCUCCCUGAUGAUGAGUCAAAGCCAUUCAUUCAAGAGACUACUCAAGAAACAAUGGUGGAUUUGAUGAUUCUACCAUUCUUCAGAGACCUGUUUGCUCUAGAACACACUGCUCUCAAAGAAGACUUCUUCGAAAAGAUAGACUUUUCUACAUUCCCUAAGGUGGCGAAUUGGUACAAUACUCUGUAUAACAAAUAUUCAGAGCAACUUGCGGACGAUCGGGCCUUCUCCAACUUUUGUCAGAAAAAUAUUGAAGCCAACGGCCCAAAAGUGCAACUGUUCUACCCCUUAUUCUAA